AUGCCCUUGACUUGUCCAUUAUGUCAAACUGAAUUGAAACUACAUUUACUUCAACCCGAACUAUCAAUUAUAUCAUGCCCUUCUCUAACGUGCAUUUACCCAUUUAAUCUAUCUGUUGAUGAAAUCCAUAGCAACAACCUACUAGUGCCAAUGACAAAUCAUGACAUUAUGAAUAAGAUGAAACAAAAGUUUGAAGGCACAACAAACAUCACAGAAGAUACAAAGUCAAUUUAUAAUGAAUGA
This is a messenger RNA of Candida albicans SC5314, 243 nucleotides long. RefSeq lists its product as uncharacterized. The record is from RefSeq and is a predicted model, not a curated record. The transcript has a single exon. Lineage: Eukaryota; Fungi; Ascomycota; Pichiomycetes; Serinales; Debaryomycetaceae. Bases 1 to 243 code for a protein of 80 amino acids.